GUAAUUAUAAAUGUUAAUAGCGGACCAACUCCAAGCCGUCCUCGCUCCUCCAGAGCUCAGAAACCGCUUUCUGCGCUCCACGGUUCGUUCCUGGCCAUCAGUCUCCAAAUGGACAGCGGCGAAAAAGAGGAUGAGAGGAAUAGCCAGAAAAUUUCAUCUCAAAAUUUUCCAGGCUCAUUUUCUAGGCCUUUUCCUCCAAACAAACGCAGGGAAAGAUGAGCGUGAUCGACAUUAUUUUCCGAGUUGAUCAAAUAUGCAAGAAAUUCGACAAGUACGAUGUCGACAAGCAGCGCGAUCUCAAUGCCUAUGGUGACGAUGCCUUUGCUCGCCUCUACGCCAGCGUCGAAGCUAACAUUGAAUCGGCUCUUCAUAAAUCUGAAAUUUCUCUGAUAGAGACGAAUAGGGCUGCUGCCGUUGCACUGAAUGCUGAGAUUCGUCGAACCAAGGCUCGGUUGCUAGAGGAAGUUGUCAAGCUGCAGAAAUUGGUGCUCAAAAAGGUUAAAGGGCUCACAAAAGAAGAACUAAGUAUCCGUAAUGAUUUGGUCCUGGCUCUACCAGAAAGAAUUCGAGCAAUACCAGAUGGGAGCAUGGCAGGAGCCAAACAAACUGCAAAUUGGGCAGCUUCGGCAUCUCAUAAAAACAUCAUGUUUGACUCAUCAGAUGGAAAUUUUGACAGCGAGUUUUUCCAACAAAGUGAAGAAUCAAGUCAGUUUAGACAAGAAUAUGAAAUGAGGAGAAUGAAACAGGAUCAAGGUCUAGAUGUUAUAUCAGAAGGGUUAGACACACUGAAGAAUUUGGCCAAUGAUAUGAAUGAGGAAUUAGAUCGGCAAGUUCCACUGAUUGAUGAAAUUGAUACAAAGGUAGACAAGGCAACAUCUGACAUUAAGAAUACUAAUGUUAGACUCAAGGAAACCGUUACCAAGAUGAGGUCCAGUCAAAACUUCUGUAUUGACAUAAUUCUUCUGUGCGUAAUUCUGGGAAUCGCUUCCUAUUUAUACAAUGUAUUGAAAUGAAAUGACCAGAAGACCGCUUUUACUGCCAGUUUGAUCAUAAGAGAAACACUUACAAGCCUUACAUAUCAAGCUAGACCAGUAAACAUGGUUGCAUUCACUGCCAUUAGCAUGGCACCAGGAAAGUUGAUCCACCUUGUGCACCAAUAUCUACAUCUUAUGCUGUACAGUCUACUUAUGGGGCUCUUGGCCACACCACUUCAGUUAAGAACCAUUUCCUUCUGUGAAGGGCCAGUUCAUUACUGUAGAUAUCUGUCUGUGAAGCACAUGAUUAGGCUUCUGUAAGCAGAUGGGAUUUGAGGGAUUAGAAUUGAUGAUGCUGACUUGAGACUGGCUUUGGCUAUGGAAAUUCAUAUGAUUGUUGGUUGAUGUCUUGUGAGGUGAAAGACUCUCAUCUUCAUUGUUGCUAGUUAGCAUCUUCUGAGAUGGAGGGGGAUUUUCGUACCUAUGUUUCUCUGUGGAGUUCCCAUUCAAUGGGUUGAAAAAACUGUCAAAGGAAGAAACUGUAAUUGGCAAAUUCACUUUAUCUGAACCAUCUUCAUGAACUGAACCAUGGCUAUUGCUGUUGUUGCUCCCUUUGAAGGUUACAUUAGAAAUGGUUUCAUUAUGAGGAAGAGGAUGACCAGCAAGUAUGGAAGCUAUUAAUUCGCAAUGAUUGUAGAGAUAACCUGUGUCCAUGUCAUUAUGCUUUGUAUGCAUAGGUUGUUGCUCCUCAAUCUUUGGUAAGUAGCUUAUCAAUUCUGUGCUAGGACUGUCUUGACCUUCACAUGUGUUCUUUGGCAUGUUGCCUUUAUGGCGGACCCGGCAUAGUACCCAAUCAUCCAACUGUGACAACAAGAGGCAAUUUGUUUUCAUGAGUUGAGUUUCAUCUCAUCUCUUGUUUAUAGCACAGUUUAUCUCAUACCUUUAAUGCAAUUUAACAACGUUGGUAGUCUGCAAAUGUUGGUGCAGGGUCAAAAACAUAGGUGAAAGCAAAAAUGAAAAAGAAGAGAAAGGAUCGUUGUAGAGAAACCAAGUUGAGGGUGAAAUAGGUUAUUUUUCAGGCAUUUGGUUUCUUUACCAUGGACUGUGCCACCUCCAAAAUCUGUUUUAUGCUACUGUAGGUUUAUUUGUAUGUACAACUUUGAGUUUCUUAAAUUUUGAUGAACUGUUUACUCC
Vitis vinifera (wine grape) is the source of this 2168-nucleotide messenger RNA. RefSeq names its product syntaxin-71. Gene Ontology annotation, cellular component: endomembrane system; membrane; SNARE complex. Gene Ontology annotation, biological process: vesicle fusion; intracellular protein transport. The transcript has 10 exons. Lineage: Eukaryota; Viridiplantae; Streptophyta; Magnoliopsida; Vitales; Vitaceae. The coding region runs from base 216 to 1013 and encodes 265 amino acids. The record is from RefSeq and is a predicted model, not a curated record. Gene Ontology annotation, molecular function: SNARE binding; SNAP receptor activity.